Molecule: messenger RNA, 4523 nt
Organism: Cyprinodon tularosa
Lineage: Eukaryota; Metazoa; Chordata; Actinopteri; Cyprinodontiformes; Cyprinodontidae
Gene: brip1
Product: BRCA1 interacting protein C-terminal helicase 1
Exons: 20
Coding region: 249-3755 (1168 amino acids)
Biological process (GO): nucleotide-excision repair; double-strand break repair involved in meiotic recombination
Cellular component (GO): nucleus
Molecular function (GO): hydrolase activity, acting on acid anhydrides, in phosphorus-containing anhydrides; DNA helicase activity; DNA binding
Source: RefSeq, a predicted model, not a curated record
GGAAGUAGCCGGUUAGCACAUCCUGUUUGGGGUCUGAUGUGAUUUUGGAGAGCGGGAAGAAUCAUGGGGGCAGAGGACUGAGGAUGAGCUACCGGUGUUCAUCACUUCUGUGUGCCUGAGAAUACUGGAUGUACUUCAGUAAACUAUUGAACAACAGGAAAUACUUGUUAUAACCGAAGCUAACGGUGCUAAGUAGCUAGCAUUAGCUUUCCAGGUGCUGUUUCUUUCCUCAGGUGUUGUUAGGGAACAUGGCAGCCUCACCUGUGGAGUACACCAUCGGUGGGGUGAAGGUCCACUUCCCCUGCAAGGCUUACCCCUCCCAGCUGGCCAUGAUGAACUCUAUCAUGCGAGGGUUGAACAACGGACAGCACUGUUUGUUGGAGAGUCCCACCGGCAGCGGGAAAAGCCUGGCCUUGCUCUGCUCGGCUCUGGCCUGGCAGCAGGCUCAGUUUGCUAAACUCAAAGAUGGAGGAGCUCCAUCAGGGGAUAAAAGUCAGCCUGAUAAAGAUUUGGGCGCAGGCAAGAAGUCAGAGUCUCCGAGUCCGUGUCACUGUGCGUGUCACAGGGCUUCUGAUGGAGCAGCAGGUCAGCCUGCUGUGGUGGACCUGACCGUGUCGCCCUGCAAGGAUGCAGCACAGCCAUCGCACACAGCAUCGCAGCACGAGGAGUCUAAAGACAGAAGACAGUCUUUAUCGUCUCGUCUGUCAGAGAAAGUUCAGGCUUCGCUGGACGCCAACAGUGACAAAGAUGAGGACUUCAGGCCAGACAGGAAGCGCAUCCGUACCGCAGAGCACCAGAGCCAUAAAAAGCAGCGAACACAGCGAGGCGUCAUAUUCAUGGAUGAUGAACCGGAACCAGAGAAUGAAACUUCUGGUCCUCAGAGCUGGAAAACGGCAUCAAGCAGCCAGGCGGCCGGUUCGUCCUCAUCAUGCAGUGCCUGCGAGCCCUGCUCCCUCUGCCCAUGUGCAUCCUCCAAGGACGGCGUGAAGGACAAGGACAAAGACGGCAGGAAGAAGAUACCAAAGAUCUUUUUUGGCACGCGGACCCAUAAACAGAUAACCCAGGUGGCUCAUGAACUGAAGCGCACCGUGUACUCCGGCGUGCACAUGACCAUCCUCUCCAGCAGGGAUCACACCUGUGUCAACGCAGACGUGGCGCUGCACUCCAACCGCAACGAACGCUGCAAGGAUCUGCUGGAGGCCAAAGAUGGACGGUCAUGCAGGUUCUACCACAAUGUGCAGAAGAUGCGGGACCAGCAGACUCUCCAGUGGGUCCAUGGGCUGCGUGAAGCUUGGGACAUCGAAGACCUGGUGACUCUGGGCAAGCGCCUCCGGGCCUGCUCCUACUACGCCGCCCGGGAGCUCAUGCAGGGCGCCUACAUUAUCUUCUGUCCGUAUAACUACCUGCUGGACCCCAUGAUCAGAGAGAGCAUGGAGAUCGACCUGGCAGGUCAGAUCCUGGUGCUGGAUGAGGCCCAUAACAUCGAGGACUGCGCCAGAGAAAGCGCCAGCUACACCUUAGACCUCCACAGCCUGCAGGCAUCCAGAGACGAGCUGGACGGCAUGGUCAGCAGCAACAUCAGACGCUCCAAGCACGAGCCCCUCAGGGACUUCUGCUACGUCCUCAUCAACUGGAUCCAGGAGAGCCAGGAUCUCCUAUCGGAACGUGGCUUCGAGAGCGCCAGCAAAGUCUGGAGUGGAAAGGAUAUAGUGAGCAUCUUCCACAGUCUGGGCAUCACCGCCGACACCUUUACCAACAUGAAGCAACACCUGGCAGCCGUGCUGGAGAAGGAGGAGCGUGUUGGUUUGGCCGGCGGUCGGGAGGACACGGUGCAGGUCCCGGUCAUUAGCUCGUCUACGGCCACCGUCCUGAAAAACCUCUUCAUGGUGCUGGAUUAUCUGCUGAGGGACAACAGCCGGUUUGCUGAGGAUUACCGUGUCGCACUGCAGAGGACCUACGCGUGGACCAACCAGGCCCCGCCUGACGUCCCCGAUGCCCAGGGCUUUGUGGCCCGGCCCCGCUUCCGACACCGGCAGAGCAUCCGGGUCAAGAAGGAGCUCCUGACUUUGAGUUUCUGGUGCCUCAACCCUGCUGUGGCCUUCUCUGACCUGAGUGGAACCGUUCACAGCAUCGUGCUGACAUCAGGAACCCUGUCCCCCAUGGGAUCCUUCUCUUCUGAGCUCGGGGUGAAGUUCACCAUCCAGCUGGAGGCCAACCACGUGAUCAACAGAUCCCAGGUCUGGGUGGGCACGGUUGGCGCCGGACCCCAGGGCCGUAAACUGUGCGCCACCUUUCAGCACGCUGAAACCUUCGCCUUCCAGGAUGAGGUUGGCGCUCUGCUGCUGCACGUCUGCCGGGUCAUGGCCAAAGGCGUGCUCUGCUUCCUGCCGUCCUACAAGAUGCUGGACAAGUUGAGAGACCGAUGGGUCAACACUGGUCUGUGGGAGAAGCUGGAGGAGCAGAAAACUGUGAUCACAGAACCCCGCGGGGGGGCCAAGGGGGAUUUCGACGAGUUGCUGCAAACCUACUAUGAUGCCAUCAAGUACUGUGAAGAAAGGGAUGGUGCACUGCUGAUCGCCGUAUGCAGAGGUAAGGUCAGCGAAGGCCUGGACUUUACAGACGACAACGCCAGGGCAGUGGUCACCAUUGGCAUUCCCUUUCCAAACAUCAAAGACCUCCAGGUGGAGCUGAAGAUGAAGUAUAACGACCAGCACUGUAAGUCCAGAGGUCUCCUUCCAGGCCACCGCUGGUAUGAGAUCCAGGCCUACCGGGCCCUGAACCAGGCCCUGGGCAGGUGCAUCAGACACAGGAAUGACUGGGGAGCCCUGAUCCUGGUGGACGACCGGUACAAGAACAACCCUGAGCGAUACAUCACAGGUUUGUCUAAAUGGGUCCGGCAGCUCGUCCAGCACCACAACACAUUCAGCAAUGCAAUGCAGUCCCUGGUGGCCUUCUCUCAGGGACAGCAGAAGGUGGAGGAGGCCCCCCCCCUCAGCGCCUCAUCUGCUGAGAGUCUGAGCAGAGAAACAGAGCCUCAGAGAGCCACUCCAUGUUGUAAAACCCCUGAGCUCCAGCAGAACACAUCCACACCUCUGAAAGCCAAGCAGGAUAUCCCAGCAGAGCCUCUGAAGACGCUGCAAAGCACCCCAGCCCAGCUGCUCACAGCCCGGCCUCCGUAUCACAUUUUCACCUCCAGCUCUGGCAGCGCCGCCUUCAGGAAGCCCAUCUUUAAAGGGAAACCCCCGGAUGGACCCCCCCAGCCUGAGGGCCCACAGGCCUCUGCUCCUCCUGCCCAUCCUGAAAUAUCCAGCCCUCAACCGGCGGCUGGAGAGAGUCUGAGUGAAAACACAGCAGAACCCAACAGUCCUGCUCCGGGGGUGUCUGCAGUAACGACCCCCCCCUGCUCUGACGGCGGAUCACCUGCAGCAGCAAACGCAUCGCAUGGCGACGAUGAUGACCAAACUGUUUUCUACACUCCAGAACUUUUUGAGGAUGAAGGAGAUGAAGGAGAGCCGGUGUCUUCUCCUGGUUCAGAGAGCCCAGCCCCCCCAUCAGAGGAACAAACCCAGGACGCCGCGUCUGUCAGUAGGCAAAGCUCAGGGAUAUCACAGGGACAGAGAGGGGACGCCCCGACGCUGCAGCUGAGGGAGGAAGGAGAGGAGGAGAGCCAGAGCAGGCAGACAGGAAGUAGACUCCACCGCCUGUCCAGGUCCAGGCAGAGAGCCUCCUUCAGUCAGACAGGUAACACUCUGUAAGGUAGACGGCAUCCUGUAGGAGCGGGAAAGUCAGCGGGUCAAACCUGCGCCGUGAAAUCACCAAAGAAUUCAGUCUUAAUUCCAGUUUCAGUUUCCUUCCCUCUGUAGUUUAACAUGUUCUCCGUCCCGCUGCCUCAGGCAUUAACCCACACAGUAACCCUGAGUGGAUGGCCCGCCUUCAGCCGUCUCUGCUCUGCUGCUUAUGUAUGGUGACACUUCCUCUUAUUAAGGCCGUGGUCUGCCUAAACACACAGAAACUCCUGGAACGAUCAGGAUCAUUAAGAACAAGCAGGAAGAGCUCUAAAUCAUUAUUGGGUCUAAUUUAAUGAUGUGUCUGGAAGUAAUGGGGAGCUCUGCUAUGCCUGAUUUAACCCUGGAUGGACGACCAUCCUGUCUCCUAUUAAACAGCUGUUUGUGGGACAUAUGUGUAAAACAUGCACAGAUAACAGCAAGUCGAGCUGAAAUAAAACCUAUUUAACUGUUUAUUAAAUUUACUCAAUAAUACUGUAUUAAAAUAUAUCUUCUCUAGUUUAGCUUUGGGAUCAAUAACAUUUUUAUUUGUAGGUCUUAAAGGACUCUGUGGGACUCCUCAUCUAAAAACAGCAGAUCUGCUGUCGGAGGCGUCUUGAAACGCAGCUUGGUGUUUUUCAGUCGUCGGUUUCUUUGUUUUCUGGCUGUUUAAUUGAAUAUCUGAUGAAUGAAACAGAGGAAAGCAUGAAAAUGGUCUGAGCUUCAAUAAACCACCGACUGUCUGAUUACUGGUUAAAA